This is a messenger RNA of Lampris incognitus (smalleye Pacific opah), 2312 nucleotides long. It is a transcript of the gene bzw2, whose product is annotated as basic leucine zipper and W2 domains 2. Bases 1 to 1275 code for a protein of 424 amino acids. The transcript is spliced from 11 exons. NCBI's taxonomy places the organism in Eukaryota, Metazoa, Chordata, Actinopteri, Lampriformes, Lampridae. Gene Ontology annotation, cellular component: cytoplasm; membrane. Gene Ontology annotation, molecular function: protein binding. The record is from RefSeq and is a predicted model, not a curated record.
AUGGAAGAAGUGGGUGUCCGUAGGGACAAAGAGAAGAACAAAUUAGUUCAGCUUCAGCAAAAAAAGAUCCAGGAUGAAAAAGAGAAGUUCGAGCCCACAGUUUUCCGAGACACAAUUGUUGUGGGCCUCAAUGAAGCAGGCGGGGAUCUGGAUGCUGUAGCCAAGUUUCUAGAUGUGGCAGGCUCGCGGCUGGACUACCGACGCUAUGCCGACACACUCUUUGACAUCCUUAUUGCAGGAAGCAUGCUUGCUCCUGGAGGGACGCGCAUCGAUGAGGGUGACAAGAGUAAGGUGACGGCCCACUGUGUGUUCACCACGGAGGAGAGUCAUGCUGCUCUACGCCUCCAUGCUCAGGUUUUCAAUAAGCUCAUCAGGAGAUACAAAUAUCUCGAGAAGGCCUUUGAGGAGGAAAUCAAAAAGCUGCUGCUCUUCUUGAAGGCCUUCAGUGAGUCGGAGCAGACCAAGCUGGCCAUCUUGACCGGCAUCUUGUUGGCCAACACAGGGCUGAACCCUCCUAUCCUCACUAGCCUCUUCAGUGACAACAUUGUCAAAGAAGGUAUUUCUGCAUCCUUUGCUGUGAAGAUGUUCAAGGCAUGGAUAGCAGAGAAAGAUGCCAACUCUGUAACCUCCGCUCUGAGGAAGGCUAACCUGGAUAAACGACUGUUGGAGCUGUUUCCUGCCAACAAGCAGACUGUGGAGCACUUUUCUAAGUACUUCACUGAGGCUGGCCUGAAGGAGCUGGCUGAUUUCUUGCGUGUGCAGCAGUCUCUGGGAACCCGCAAGGAGCUGCAGAAAGAACUGCAGGAGCGUCUUUCUCAGGAGUGCCCCAUAAGAGAGAUGGUAGUAUAUGUGAAGGAGGAGAUGAAGAGAAACGAGCUGCAGGAGCAGACUGUGAUAACCUUGCUGUGGACCUGCCUGAUGAACGCCGUCGAGUGGAACAAGAAAGAGGAGUUGGUCACAGAGCAGGCGCUCAAACACCUCAAGCACUAUGCCCCGCUGUUGGCUGUAUUCAGCACACAAGGUCAGUCAGAACUGGUGCUGCUGCUCAAGAUCCAGGAGUACUGUUACGACAACAUCCACUUCAUGAAGUCUUUCUCCAAGAUUGUGGUGCUCUUCUACAAAGCUGAUGUCCUCAGUGAAGAGGCCAUACUGAGGUGGUAUAAAGAUGCCCAUGCAGCCAAAGGGAAGAGUGUCUUCUUGGAGCAGAUGAAGAAAUUCGUGGAGUGGCUACAGAAUGCUGAAGAAGAGUCCGGGUCUGAGGAGGAGGAGGGCUGAAGAAGGCGAGGAGCUGGUGACUGGGAGGUGCGCGUGUCAGAGCUCUGCUGAGCAUCCAUGUUCUGUAGAGACGACGCGUCCAGCACUGCAGCCGAGCUCAUCCCCAGCAUCUCAGCAUCAUCUUCUGCAUCAAGUCCAUCUCCAGCCAGCCACGGACUCUCUUUACAAAAUGAAAGAGGUGACCCAGUAAUCUGCAGGGGAUUAUCACUCUCGUUUGAUAAACCUGCUUGUGUAUCUAAUUUGGCAACGCUUUGUCUUUUUAUGAAUAAAGUGUUUUUAUAAGUAUGUUCCCACUUUUAUUUCCACAGGCAACGCACACCCUCUCAUAAAGGAAACGUUAGACGUUUCCAUCUGCCAUGUUAUGUCUCCUCCUCUUGAUCGCACAACUGUAUAAGAUGAGUUGUGUCGUAAAGAACAUAUUCCAAAAACCAAGAACAAUUUGAGUGACACCAUCCAAAUAUUACUGACCUCUGUUUGGCCCCCCUGUUCUAGAUGUUCUGCAGGCACCACAGGUCCCCACUCUGAAGAAAGGGGUCACUGGAAUAAUGCUUAAAGGUUAAAAUACAGUAACCUUCCCAUUUUAAAACCUUGUUGCAUGCGGCAGAUUUGCACACUUGCAUAUAAACAGCAAACUGACAAACGUUUUAACUUUAUCUUCCUUUCAGUUAAGUUUCAGUUCAUUACCAAAAUUAUUGGGGUUUUUUGUGUUUUUAAGUGAGUGAAUAAGUAAUGACCUGUUCCAAGACAAAAUAAUGACAGUUGUCUCUGAAGAAACUUAACCCCAGUGAAACUUGGUUGUUUUUCAGAACAGAUGCUGUAAUUUGCACAGUAAUGACUAUUUCCAGACAUUAGUAGUAGUAGUAGUAGUAGUAGUAGUAGUAGUAGUUCUGUAGCGAGCCGGUGCAUUGUAAGGACAUUAUAAGGAGGCCUGGGCGGUGCACAGAGCCAUGUGAGUGUGACGAGCCAGCUGCAGGAUGGACAUGGAAAACUUGGCACUAGGGAGAAAAAGAUUCUCAGAUGUGAAUAAAAUGCUUUUU